Messenger RNA from Synchiropus splendidus (mandarinfish), 3039 nucleotides. RefSeq lists its product as uncharacterized. The transcript is spliced from 12 exons. NCBI's taxonomy places the organism in Eukaryota, Metazoa, Chordata, Actinopteri, Syngnathiformes, Callionymidae. The coding region runs from base 1298 to 2698 and encodes 466 amino acids. The record is from RefSeq and is a predicted model, not a curated record.
AACACACACAGAAACACAGGCUGAAGAUGAAGAGAAGUUCCCAAUGGUGACAGAAGACGGCCUGUCAGAGAGAUAUGACUGGAACCAGCUAAGACCAGUGUCUUUGAUUCAAACCCAGGAGCCAAAGCGGUCCAGUAAAAUUUCAUGGUCAACUGUGUGAAAUGCUGCACUGAGAUCUAACAGAAUUAUAAUGUAGUUUUCACCUUUGUCUGCUGCUAAGAGGAGGUCAUUGGUUAAGACCUGUUCCUGUGCUAUGUCCUGUUCUAAAACCAGAUCGGAAUUUCCCAAAGUGUAUUUGAUGCCAGGACAAAUGUUUUAAUUGAAUUGAACGCAGCCAUGUCAGAUGAGAUAUCCACUGAAGAACAAUAUGUCACAUGAAUGCAUGGAAGGAGAGCUAAUAGAAUGGGGUGAGGUUUUUUUUUUUUACCAUGUGAGAGUGUAGCAAAAAUGAAUAAUGUCUGAGGAAACUCAGAUAUGUACUUCAACUACCAAAAACAUCCAAAGGUGAUUCUUUUUCUGAGAGAACAUUUCCAAACCCCUUAGCAAGAUUUUAUUUUACUUUACCCAUUCUUUCAAUGAUUUUGAAAACUUCUAUCACGAUCUCAGUGGACGAGCCCCUUGAGAAAGGUUUCCAGAGGAUUAAAAAAAUCUUAUGAAAAUAAGUUCCUCACUCAAUGAUUCCGGUAUCUCACAAUGUAAUUUGUUCUUAUGAGAAUCCUUCUUGGUCCUGCGGCCCCUCCUGCUCACACAGAGCGGAGCACACACUGAUCAGUAUUACUCAAUAUAUAUUCAGAUUGUUGAAUAUGUUUGACGGUUAUUUAAAAGGAUUUUAUAUACCCUGGUUAGUGACUUUUCACGUUUUCUGCACCAUGUUGCUACGUACUGCACUCAGACAAGCCAGACAUGGUUUUGCUGAAAGAAAUGGUCAUAAAGGAAAUGUGUGUAGCUUCUCAAUCAUUCUGGUUUAAUAUUUAAUCCAAAGAACAGGAAUCGAAAAAGCCAUUUCGGCAAAACAUUGUCAGAAUCUCUAGUCCGUUUGCUUUGUUCCUUCUUCAAGUCUUAGUUUGUUAGACCUGUUUGACAGCUUAUUGACAAAAUAUAUAUAUAUAUAUUUUUUUUAAACUGUCCAAUUGGCUAUUUUUGUGUCAUCACUUUAUGGCAUGACAUUAAUCAUCUCCGGUACUUUUUGGUCACUUCCUCAUACCGCGUCACACACCUGUGAAACUUGAAAGAAACAAACCAACCAGACGAUCGGAGGGAGACAAAACUGUCAUUCGCAGUCAAGCAUUGAAGCACCAUGUCUUACUGGCCGUGUCUGUUGGUGCUGCUCUUCAGCGGCUGUGAGGCUUCUCACUUCCUUGGCACUGUGAUGACCUAUUAUCCCAAAGCCGCAGAGAAUGGAUCUUUCACAGUGGUCCUUCGCUACAAAACAAACUUCAUCAGAUGUUUCGACAGUUUGGAUCUCUUCUGGACUUGUCGCAGCGGAGAUUGUGGAAACUCAGUCGUGCUUCUGAACACCGUGGACGCUGAAUUAAGCAAUGAAUGGUGUCAGUUUGAAGGAAUCAUGACUCGAGUGGUUCCCAGCAACAAUCCAUUCCAGCUGCAGAUUAAUAGUGGGAACUGGAUAGACAACAUCUUCAAUAUAUUUGCCUGGAGAGCUGUAACUCUCGUGGAACUCCGGACCAGAUCAGACACUGGGCAGGCCAACAGAUCUCCUCAGACCACAAACAUACCAGCAAUCCGAGUUCCUUCAAACUGUCCGAGAAACCUCGACUUCCUGGCUUUCGAUCCUGACGGUGAUAGAGUCGAAUGCAGAUAUGGCCUCUCCUCAGCUGGGGAAUGUAGCCAAUGCACACGUCUCCCUAGUGUCAGACUGUCACCAUCGUGUUCCCUGUUUUACCUGCCAAACACCAACUCUUCUGUGGGUGCAUACCCAGUCCAGUUAGUGAUGGAGGACUUUCCAAGAGUGGCUGUGAACCUUUCUUCAACCUCAGGCAGCCAAACAUUCACGAACACCACCAGAAUCAGCAAGAUACCAUUCCAGUUCAUUCUAAGGGUUGAUCCAGCAGUUCCAGACUGCACCCAGGGUCUGUACCUUCCUGAGUUUCUUCCCCCGACUCCAGCCAACAGAGCUUCCCUGCACACCUCCUUCAACCAGUCAAUAGAAAUCCUCAUCAGCGCUCAUGCAAAUAUCUCAAGUGUUUCGGAGCUUCUGUUUAGUGGGCCUCACAACGCAGUUCAGGCCCGAAGAGGCCCAGAACUCUUCGCCGUGACGUGGACACCAUCAGAGGAGGAAGAUGGACAAAGUCAUCCCUUUUGCUUUAUCGUCCAGGCGACUCACAAUUCAACCAAGUAUCACUCAGAUCUGAGGUGCGUGGUAGUGACCGUGGGAGAAGCGCCAGACACUACAACCACACCAGCGACUCCAUCAACAUUGUUUAGCUCUACAACAUUACAUACAUCUACACCAACAUUUACAUCAACAUCGUUUAGCACUGCAACGGAAAUAAUCACCACCACCACUCCGCCAACUCCAUUUACACCUCCUCGCUUUGUUGUUGCUCUGAGGCUGAAGGGUCGAGCGUUGACUGAAGUCACACCUGACAACCUCGAUGCUCUGGUGACACAGCCGAUGAGGGAUCAACUGGCAGUGUUGGGUGUGGCAAACUUUACUCUCCGGCUCGUUGGACGUACAUAGCUGGUGGAGAUACCACUGGACUGCCGAGGUGGAUCUAUGCUCUUGACAGUGAAGUGAAGUGCAAAGUGGUUUAGUGCUUGGUACAUUUUCACGUUUCAUGUUUCCAGUGUGUUUCAUCAACCUCUGUCUUGUGUAAUAUUUCUUUGUUAUUUGCACCUUGCUGUCUAAAACAUGGCAGCUGGCAUGUAGUUUCUUCUUUGUUUGAUUUAAUUAUUUGCUCAUCCAAGGAUUUUCUCAUACCUGGUAUGGAAACAUUGAUUUUAGAGAAAUUACUCAUUACUUAAGUGUUUUCACCCAAUAAUGUACAAAAUAAAUGCUGGGAAAACAAAUCACUUUACUGU